AUGGGUUACAGAACAACAUGGUCGUCUGGCGGUCGUGACUGCGCUGUCGACACCAGACCCCUUUUUGCUACGUUGAACUACGUAGUGGAACGAUGUGGUCGGACUGACGAGGAAUACUUUGCUUCCGGAAUCGAGUUUGGCAUUUUGACACAACCGAGUGAUCUUGGUUUUGAGAAAUAUGUUGAACCAUCUAGUGAAACAAGAUCCAUAUUUUUCAUACAACCUACUAAAUCGGGCUUUAUCGAAGCAAAUAUAGGUGGUGUAGAAUCUCGACACGACUAUAAUAUGUCCAGCAUUUCUGUGUUCCUAAGCGACCACUUAGUUACAAUGCAGGGCAAUUACAUUUCCGAUCUCUUCACACUCUGCAGCGUUGAAAAUGCUCACUUGGUAGCCAAAAGUAAUGCUGUUCUUCUUUGUCACUUUGACGUGUCAAUGCCUUCUUAUGAUGGAUAUAUUUUUUCAUCAUCUUCCUGUCUUAUCCACUGUGCAAAGGAAACCGAGUGUGCUGCGAAAAUUGAUUUGGAUUUUCUUAGACGACAGGCUCAGAUUUCCGUUCCCAAUAAAAGCGAACUUACGAUUUCCUAUAAUGUUACCGCCCUCGACGUCAAUUCACUGAGUUCUCAAAGUGCAAUCAUUGAAAGAGAUGAUGUUACCAAUUCGCUAAUAUACAAGCACAUGAAGCUUCCAUCGGUAUAUGUUCAGCGGCGCCCAGAUACUGAAUUUUUAACACUUCUUACAAACAAAAAUGGAUAUCCUUCGAUUCAGUUAGAGGCACCCAGAAUAUCGGAUGCAAAGUACUUUGACUUAGUCAUUUUACAAACUUCAUCUACAAGCGUAUGGAAAAUGAAACUCAAAUUUGUCUUCUCAAGUCAGCUCCGAUUUCUGUGGGCCAAGGAAAAGGAGGGCGGAGUGUGGAAACUGCAGGGAACGCCGUCACCUCGUGGUCUGACAGUCAAGCUGCGGCAGCGAAGUUUACCACAACUCCAUUCACCAUCCGCCUCCACUUUGGAUGACGUGAAUGACAGCAUUCAGGCGAAUACUCUAGAGGAGAGCAUUUUAAUUCGAAGAACAGCAACACAGAUAGGCCUGCUUCGGUUCGAGAGAGUGAUGAAGAAUUCAAAUCGCCCCUCCCAGUCGGUUGUGGAGUCAUUCACUCAUUUACCCACCUCCCUACCACACAUAAGCGAUGUGGACGAUGAUCCCGAGAUCGAAGACACUGAGGAGCUUAACGUCAUCAAGGUUCGAGUAACUGGUAUUGAUUGGCCCAAAGGUAUGGCCAAUGCAUCCAGACUACCGGGUGCCACCGGACGUCUGGUCCGACUCCCAAUCCCCGAGACACUUCCAGAUCCCAACAGCAUGCACAUUUUCGUGCAAUUUCAAGAAUUCUUAAUGCCACAGAUGCAGCGCCUCGAUUCUUUCGCGAAGUCGUCCCAACGUCCCUGUGAUAUGGAAGGAAGUGAAUUACUGGCCCACAAAGAAACUGAGAGGCCGCUGCAGCUUAACCUCUGCUUGGACUUAAGCGCCCACCGAGAAAAACCAUCAAAACAGUACAAAAUUAUGUCAUUUUCGAACUUUGAAACUGGUGACUUCUUGAUGGCUCAAGAUGCCUCUAUGGAAGUUGAUUGCUCAAUUGUCGAUCUCUCUUCCGGUAUGUAG
Molecule: messenger RNA, 1656 nt
Organism: Echinococcus granulosus
Lineage: Eukaryota; Metazoa; Platyhelminthes; Cestoda; Cyclophyllidea; Taeniidae
Exons: 6
Coding region: 1-1656 (551 amino acids)
Source: RefSeq, a predicted model, not a curated record